Molecule: messenger RNA, 5563 nt
Organism: Ochlerotatus camptorhynchus
Lineage: Eukaryota; Metazoa; Arthropoda; Insecta; Diptera; Culicidae
Gene: Epac
Product: Exchange protein directly activated by cAMP
Exons: 22
Coding region: 2046-5093 (1015 amino acids)
Biological process (GO): Ras protein signal transduction; positive regulation of GTPase activity
Cellular component (GO): plasma membrane
Molecular function (GO): guanyl-nucleotide exchange factor activity
Source: RefSeq, a predicted model, not a curated record
CGAGUCCGGUGUAGACGUGCAAAACUCUCCGUGUGCCCUCAGCCAAGCGAGUCCAAGCAGCAAGGAGGUCCGUGUGUGUGUGUGCAAAUCAAAGUGUGCCAUUAAGUGUGGGUCCGUGCGUUACGAGUGCGUUACCCGUGGGGAUGUUAUUUUUUUUAUCUGUGAGGGCAGGUUGUUCAAAGUGCACAGUGUUGUGGACCCCAGAGCAGCGACUUCUUACGCGCCAUGUGCGGCGGUAAGCCAGUGUGUGCGAUUCGGUGCCUGGGGGUGUUCAGAAUGUGAACAAACAAAGGGGCAAUGUGAUUGUGUGGUGGAGAAUUAUUGAAGAUUGAUUUUCCGUGGAAGCUGAGGGUUGAUGACGGUGGAAUUUUGUUUGAAAAUGGCUGAAAGUGUCUAGGUGAGAGUGACAUUGGCCGAAUUAUUAAUUAGUUGGGAAUUGUGAAUUUGACCCACACUGGGAUCUUCUAGCAGUUUCAAUAUCAAAUGUGCAAAUUUUAUCUGAACGAAGAAGGAAGGGAUCGAUAAAUCUCGAAGGAAUUUAAUAUCCGACCAUUUUUUUUGCGUGUGGAAGCUAGUGAGAUAGUGCGAUAAGAGUGAUCAACCUUUUAAAGAGUUGCGUGCAAAAUUGAAGAAAGUGAACCCCCUCGAGUGGAGUUUCUGCGAAAGGAGAUAUUCAAUUCGACUUAGAGCUUGAACCGUACGGCAAAGCAAAACAGCGAGUGCGAGUGUCGUUUGCUGGAUGAGUAGGUGAACUUGUUUUGCCUGCCGCCUCCGAAAUAAAAUAAAAACGUUGAUGAUUAAAGACUGACUCCGCGGUGGACGACUGCGACGACGUCUUGAGCACGCGGGAAUCUUUAAAGCCAGUGUAUCUGUGGCUGCUGCUGCUGGAUACUGGAGACGAGGAACAAGAACAAGGACCGACCGGUGCACCAUCAGGACAUCGUGUAGAGAGAUUUAUUGAAAAGUAAUACUCCUUCUUGGCUGACACCGCACCGACGUUGCUGGAGCCGACCAGCACCAUAAAUUUCCAACGGUUGGCCGGCACUGACACCACCGGUAGCAAAAAUCCCAGCUCACCUUGAAUGGUCAGGUGCACAGAUUUGGACACGCUUAGAUGGCAUCGCAGUAACCAUCCAAGCAACCACAUACCAUUUUAAUCUUUGCUGAAUAGACGACGACGGACUUACAUUUCCAUGACGGUGUUUUUAACGGAGCAGGCUUUGAAAGCGGCCAGAAGGCGCUAGACGCUGGAAUGGAAAACCGAAUGUGAAACAUACGACGGGAUGCUAUUCCGGCGAAGUGGGAUUCAUUAAAACCUAGUGUCAAAAGUUUUCGGGGCAAGACUGCCGCGUCCGGAAAUUCGAAAUGCGGUCCCGUUACAGCGAAACGGGCCGUUUUUGUUGCUGCUCCGGUGCCCAUUGCUGGACGAAUGAUGGGAUUUUGUCAGCGAGUGUUUAGCUAGUGCUGGAAAUGAAUUUAAAUCGACUGGCGAAAAAUAGACUCGUGAAUUAACUUUGGGAAAUUGAUUUGCUGUUUUUUUUCGAGCGAGAAGUCGAGUAAAGCAGUUAGAGGAAAAAUAAAUAAAAUCCAAAUUGAAUUCCCCCUCCGUUGCGUCAUCCACGCCAGCGAGCAGACAACGACGUUCGAAGAGAAUAUAUAGCAAAGUACUGAUACCUGUGAAGGAUUUCGCCGCAAAUAUUUAUCAACCCAAUUGAAUACUUCGAUGAAUUCUGGGUAAAAUAACGACUCUGUGAAAGAACAAUGGAAAAUUAUUAAUGAGUGGAAAAAUUUCAUCCCUGAGUUCAUGAUUUACAGACCCAUAGUAUCCAUAGGGAAUAAUUACCCCAACGGAGCCGUAGUGUUAAGUGGUGGUGAGUGUUUUGAUAAAUUUGAGUGUUCCGCGAAGUGAAACCAGGUCGUUUCAGAUCAUUCGAUCAUCCCCAGUAGAGAGGGAGAGAGCAGUGCAAGAGGGUGUGUGUGUGGGUGGUAAUAAGUGCGAGUGUUUGUGUGCGUAUUUGUGACUUAGGAGGAAAGUCGGCAUCAUAAUGACGAACAAAAUGGCUAUGGAAUGGAUUACAGCCAUCGACAAAAGGCCAUGCGAGCGGAAUAUGCGAGACUGCGAGCUGAUAUCCUGUCGGCUGCGGCGAGUGGAACCACUCUGUCGGCUACCCGGUUCGGCCCUGCAGCAGCUGGCCAUGUGUGGCUUCUACGAGGAUCUGGAAAAGGGAGUCACAUUGUUCCGGGCCGGCGAACAGGGUCGCUAUUGGUACGCGGUGCUCGGAGGUCAGCUCGAGGUUCGUUACCACGGGGCAGAAACUAAGGAUAGCAAGCUCUCGGUGACGCUAUGUAACUUGGGCGUCGGUGCCACCUUCGGAGAGUCCAUCCUGCACGAUCUGCCCCGGGACAGUACGGUGGUGACGAAGACGACCUGCGAGCUGCUGCGGGUGGAGCAGGAAGAUUUCAGACUGAUUUUUGAGAAAAAUAAGGAAUUAAUGAACGACAUAAUCUCCAACUGUAAAUUAAAAAAUGGUUUCGGACAGAGCAUGCAGACCACCAGUACGGUCCAGUCCGGAAUCAACCAGCAACCGUCGCCGACCAAAAAACAGCUAAGCCCGGAUCAUCCGAAUCCAGCGCUGCCCAUCACCGAGGCUCCAAGUCCCGCCAUGUCGCGGAUGGGAUGGGCCCUGCGGACGCUCCUAGUAUCGGACAAUACCAGCUGCCUCAAGGAUCGGAAGGUGGGCGGCAAGUUUAUUCGCAAGUGCGCCCCCGGUACGGAGCUGGUCGACUGGCUGCAGAAUCUGUCCCCCAUCGUGCACACCCGAACGCAAGCGGCCGGCAUGUGGCAAGCCCUGAUGGAGGAAGGCGUCCUCAGUCAUGUGGCAAAAGAGCAACCCUUCAAGGACAAGUGCUUUCUGUAUCGGUUCAAAGUGGACGAAGACGGCACGGCUGGUGGGUCACCUUCCUCCGACGAUGUCAGCCAAGCGAACGACCACAUUCGAGAAGCCUUACCCGGACUGCUGCACCGAGGUCCGGACGCAACGCUUAGGAUGAUUCUUCGAAAACCGUCCCACGAGCGGACGCACGAAGAGCUGGAACUGGUUUACGAGGAACUGCUCCACAUUGCCGCCCUGUCACACCUGUCCACGUCCAUCAAGCGGGAGCUGGCGUCGAUCAUCGUGUUCGAGGCACACGCACAUGCCGGAACUGUGUUAUUCAAUCAAGGCGACGAAGGACGCUCCUGGUACAUCCUGCUCAAGGGUUCGGUGGACGUGGUCAUCCACGGCAAGGGUACCGUCGCGACGCUCAAAGAGGGUGACGAUUUCGGAAAAUUGGCCCUCAUCAACGAUGCUCCCAGAGCGGCAACCAUCGUGCUCAAAGAGAACAACUGUCACCUGCUGCGCGUGGACAAGGAACACUUUAAUCGAAUCUUGCGAGACGUUGAGGCCAACACGCUACGGUUGCAGGAGCACGGAAAGGACGUACUAAUCCUGGAACGGGUCGCGAAACAGCGAGGACACUCGGCUUUCAAAUACACUGUGAUGUCCGGCACGCCGCAAAAGAUGCUGGAACACCUGCUGGAGACAAGACUGGGCGGUCAGGCGGGACCAAACGAUCCUUUUUUGGACGACUUUCUACUGACCCACAUCGUGUUUAUGCCAACGCCGAUUCUAAUCGACGAACUGGCGAGCACCUACCACGCCGACACCGAGGUGGACAUGCGGACGGCCAGCGAGGAGGACCAGGAGUACUUUAUGACCUGCAAGCGGCGGGUGGUGCAGUUCAUCCAGCGGUGGGUCCUGGCGGUGCGGCACGCCGUCUUCGACGAUCCGCUGGCCGUGGAGUUCAUUGAGGAAAUUGCGACAGACGUCGAGUCGGAAGGUCUACUCCAGGAAGAAGCCAGCAUCAUACAUCACGUGCUAACGCAAUUAUCGCGAUACCAAGAAGAUCGACAGAUGAACGCGAGUCAAAAGUGGAAAUUGCCCCCCAACGGACAACCCAUUUGCCUAUUCAGUGGAAACACUCACUCAACAAAGACUGUUAUACGACCGGACGAUGAUAUAAUCUUCCGGGUUUACUGUGCGGACCAUACGUACUGCACUCUGCGCUUCCCGAUGUCCGCCUCGGCCGAGAUCAUCAAGGCCUGUGCUGCCGACAAACUGCAGCUGGCCCGAAUGCCGGAGGACCUGCUGCUGGUGGAGGUCAAAUCCAACGGCGAACGGAUGGUGUACAAGGACAACGACGUUAGCAUACCGACGGCCUUGAGCCUAAACGGACGGGUAUUCGUUUCGCCCAAGGAUCACCUGGAUGCGCUGACUCCUCUACCGGAGCAGGAGCUUCCAACCGAGGCGAUCGAUAUGGACUUCGAAGCGCUACCGACCAAGGACGUUGCCUACCACAUGACGCUGUUCGAUUGGGAUCUGUUUUGGGCUGUGCACGAGUACGAGCUGCUGUACCAUACCUUCGGGAGACAUCAUUUUAAUAAGAUAACUUCAAAUUUAGACGUAUUUAUAAGACGCUUUAACGAAAUUCAAUACUGGGUCGUAACGGAGAUUGUGUCGACGUCCAAUCUGACGAAGCGGAUGUCUCUGGUGAAGAAGUUCAUCAAACUGGCUGCUUUCUGCAAGGAGUACCAGAAUCUGAACGCGUUCUUCGCCAUCGUAAUGGGUCUAUCAAAUAUGGCUGUGUCUAGGCUAAACCAAACCUGGGACAAACUCCCGUCAAAGUUCCGAAAGCUAUUCUCCGAAUACGAGGCACUGAUCGAUCCCAGCCGGAAUCACCGGGCCUACCGAAUGUCGGUCGGCAAGCUGCAACCGCCGGUGAUCCCGUUCAUGCCCCUGCUGCUCAAGGACAUGACAUUCGCCCACGAGGGGAACAAAACCAGUUUGGAUGGGUUGGUGAAUUUCGAAAAGAUGCACAUGAUGGCACAAACGAUGCGAACCGUUCGGUACUGUCGAUCCAGGCACUUGGUAUUGGAUCCUCCCUCGCCGAAGAACGAAAACGAAAUUCGCCAGUACAUCAGCUGCUUCCGGACCAUCGACAACCAAAGAGUGCUGAAUGCCAUGUCCCAGAAGGUGGAACCCCGGCGGUCGUAAGGUGAUGCGAAACUGAAAGAAUGAGCACAGUCAAACAAUAAUUUGGUAGAUUUUAUGUAGCGGUAGAUAGUAGCAUAUCCAGAUGCUGUUUCGUCGUGUUCUCUGACUUCACUGAGAGACAGGGGGAUUCUUCCGGUUUUUGGAGGGAUUCGUGAUUACUAUUUCUUCGACGAUUAGUUAGGAAGUGUGUUCUAGAUAUGUGUACUUUCUCGAAUUUCAGAGUAUGUGUGUGUGUAGAUGUGCGGUGUAUGUAUGUGUGUGUGUGUGUGUAAUUAGUAUUAUUUAUAGCAAAGUAAGUGAUGUUUUCUAUGAUUGACUUCGUAACGAAAGAGAUACAAAGUAUUUUAUUUAUACAUGAAGGCAGUACGUUGACUUUAUAGAUAACUUUAUCUUAGUAUGACGCAGCUAAUGAUCCAGUAUUUGUAGAACUUUUAUUAUUCGAAUCAUAAUCACACACAUGCACACACUUU